Closterium sp. NIES-65 is the source of this 1451-nucleotide messenger RNA. The record is from the annotation of a GenBank genome assembly. NCBI's taxonomy places the organism in Eukaryota, Viridiplantae, Streptophyta, Zygnematophyceae, Desmidiales, Closteriaceae.
GGGGAGCGGGGUUAACCGACGAAGCUCGCGCCGAAUUGGUCAGCUCGAUCCAGGACAAACUGGAAACCCUCAUGACGCAAAACUUCCUCGCCGGCCUCUCGCCAGCUGUCCGCACACGUGUCACUGCUCUACAGGAGAUCCAGAAAUCGCACGACGAGCUCAAGGAGAAGUUUCUGGAGGAGAAGGCGGCUCUCGAGGCCAAGUACCAGAAGCUGUACGAGCCGCUCUAUAAUCAGCGCUCUGAGAUUGUGGCGGGAGACAAGGAGCCGGAAGGCGCUGAGGCCCCCGCUGCUGAGGCCGGAGCCGAGGUUGAGAAGGGUGUUCCUGAGUUUUGGCUCACUGCCAUGAAGAAUAACGAGAUCCUGGCAGAGCAGAUCACAGCGAGGGACGAGCCUGCACUGAAGCACCUUAAGGACAUCCGGUGGUCGCAACUGGGGGAGGAGCUCAAGGGCUUCAAGCUGGAGUUCCAUUUCACGCCCAACCCCUACUUCAAGAAUGAAGUGCUCACCAAGUCAUACUUCAUGAUCGACGAGGAAGAGCCGAUUCUUGAGAAGGCCGAGGGCACGGAGAUCGAGUGGAACGCGGGCAAGAACCUGACGCAGAAGAUCAUGAAGAAGAAGCCGAAGAAGGGCGCCAAGAGCAGCAAGCCCAUCACUAAGACAGAGCCAUGCGAGAGCUUCUUUAACUUCUUCAGCCCGCCAGCCGUGCCCACCGAGGACGAGGAGCUGGACGAAGAGGAGGCGGAGGAGCUGCAGGAGAUGAUGGAGCAGGACUACGAUGUGGGGUCUACCCUGAGGGAGAAGAUCAUUCCACAUGCUGUCUCCUGGUACACCGGGGAGGCUGCUGACCUGGAGGAUUUGGACGAUGACGAGGAUGAUGAGGAUGAUGAGGACGACGAGGACGAUGAUGAGGAUGAGGAUGAUGAUGACGAGGACGACCACCCGAGGCCUGCUCGCGGAAGGCUGCAUAGUCCUCUCUCUCCAAUCUCUCCUCACUCUUCUCUCUCCAAUCUCUCCUCACUCUUUUCUCUCCACUCUCUCCUCGCUCUUUUCCCUCCACUCACUCUCCUCAGACUCGCAGGUUUGGCGUUUCUCUUCUCAGUGGGCAUCGGCUUGCAGCUGCUGGGAUGUGUUCUCUACAACAACUGGUGGCCAAUGCUCUCAGCGCUCAUGUACCUGAUACUGCCCAUGCCAUGCCUGUUCUUUUCUACUGGUGACUCCUCCGACUUCUUUCUCAUGGGCACGGAUAACGAAUGGCAAGAUGCAGCCAAGUUCCUCACUGGCUUUUCUUCGAUUGGCAGUGUUGCAAUCCCCUUCAUCCUCCACCACGGUCAUCUCAUAACUCUUGGAGCCACUCUCUUCACACUUGCGGCCUUCAUUGUGCUCAGCGGCACUCUAGUCCUUUUUAUUCGGGUGUCUAUGGAUGAUGGCCCCUCUUGGAGUGGGUAUUAG